CCUCAGUCGAUCAGUCCAGUGAACCCCCUUCACAUCUCCUACAGAGGGUCGCAAUAGUUAGUUAACCGGUAACAGUCAGCCAGACUGUCAGCAUGUCCGAAGCACCAGCAGAGCAAACGGAUCGAAACUUCACCCUGCUAGAAGGAAACUCAUCCAUUGCGGCGGUUAUAGACAAAAUACUACGCUCGCCUCCCCGUGAAAACCCGUUCCAUGUGCUCGACCUGGACGACAUUGUGCGCAAACAUCUGAACUGGCUCCAGCAGUUACCACGGGUGAAACCAUUCUAUGCGGUCAAGUGUAACGAUGAUUCGGCGAUUCUGGAGACGCUGGCUCUACUGGGAACGGGAUUCGAUUGUGCUUCCAAGGGUGAAAUCGGUAAGAUAUUAUCUCUAGGCGUCAACCAGCAGAGGAUCAUCUACGCACAUCCGAUCAAAUCGAAAGAAUCUCUAGGGUAUGCCAAGAACAAAGGCAUCACCACGAUGACAUUCGACAAUGAGCUUGAGUUAGUGAAAAUCGCGGAGUUCUACCCGGAAUCGAAUUUAGUGUUACGGAUUCGGCAUGAUUCAGACAAAGCGUUGGUGCCUUUGGGGAAGAAAUUCGGAUGUGAUGCGCGACUGGAAGGACCCCAACUGCUUGAUAAAGCGAAAAAGUUGAACCUAACUGUGGUUGGAAUAAGUUUUCACGUCGGUUGUGGAAGUUUGGAUGCGGACAGUUUCUAUAAUGCAAUUAGGGCAGCGAAAGUGUUGUUCCAGUAUGCGUCAUCGAUUGGAUAUAGUUUUUCUUUGUUGGAUAUCGGUGGAGGAUUUCCGGGAGAUGCCGAAAAGCCGAUAGAUGAAUUUGCUAAAGCGAUAAAUCGGGCACUUGAUGAGUUCUUUCCUAAUCUGGCUGAUAUUAAAGUAAUCGCAGAACCGGGAAGAUAUUAUGUGGGAUCCGCUGUGAGAUUGCUAACGGUGAUUCAGGGAAAGAAAAUUAUCAGUGAUCCUAAUGAUAGUUCUAAAAUGCGCCACGUUAUGUACUAUCUCAACGAUGGAGUCUUCGGAACGCUGUUCGAUUGGGUUAGUCUGCGUGCGAUUAAUGAUCUUGAACGGUUAGUGCCGAUGAUUAUACACUCAAAACGAGACGAAAUACGUUUCAAAUCAACGAUUUGGGGACCGACCUGUGAUGCCACGGACAUUAUCUGUGAGAAUGUAGAUUUUCCGGAGCAUCAGAUUGGUGAAUACGUUCUGUUCGAAAAUUUAGGUGCUUACGGUAUGACGUUUGCUACCAACUUCAACGGAUUCCCGAAGCCGGGCAUUGAGGUUUAUGUUCGACAGGAUACUUGGAAGGCACUAGCAGCCCUUAAAGACGUUAAUUGGCAGGACAAAACGAUCCAUUUACUACAGCAGUGUCUUUAAACUAAAUCUGCAUACCGAUCAGCGGAGUUUGGUUAUUUUUCGGUGAUGAAAGCAACGAAGGCGUUCAUUUUCUACAUCAACUUGUCUUAUUCCAAUACAAACGAUACCAACAGCAGUAUACUAUCACUGUAUUCUAUAUUUGGUGUAGUACAGAAAUGAAAGUAUUUUAUUUUAAA
This is a messenger RNA of Topomyia yanbarensis, 1570 nucleotides long. Its product is annotated as ornithine decarboxylase-like. The transcript has 2 exons. The record is from RefSeq and is a predicted model, not a curated record. Gene Ontology annotation, molecular function: ornithine decarboxylase activity. The coding region runs from base 93 to 1394 and encodes 433 amino acids. Lineage: Eukaryota; Metazoa; Arthropoda; Insecta; Diptera; Culicidae. Gene Ontology annotation, cellular component: cytoplasm.